Molecule: messenger RNA, 3291 nt
Organism: Neltuma alba
Lineage: Eukaryota; Viridiplantae; Streptophyta; Magnoliopsida; Fabales; Fabaceae
Product: probable ribose-5-phosphate isomerase 2
Exons: 1
Coding region: 502-1317 (271 amino acids)
Biological process (GO): pentose-phosphate shunt, non-oxidative branch
Molecular function (GO): ribose-5-phosphate isomerase activity
Source: RefSeq, a predicted model, not a curated record
AUGCAGCCCUUUCGAAUCCAACCAAACCAGCUUUACUUUUAUCUUCCACCGUCCCAAAUCUCUUCUCCCUUCCCUAUAUAAAGCCAACGCAAGCCCUUCUUCUCUUGAACCAAGCAAAUCCGCCACCGCUCUACUCUAACCCUAUCGUCCUCUUCCUUGUUCCUUUGUCUAACAUUCAUCACCACCACACAUUUUUCUAUUAUUAUUAUUAUUAUUAUGAAACCGUUAUCUCUGCCCUUUCUUCGGCCAUAUCUCCUAGAUUCUUUCUUCUUCUGAUAUUCAUUCGGACCUUUAACCUUUUUCUGGUGGCGGGAUUUUGUUUGUUUGUUCAUUUUCUUUUAAACCCACUAUUUAAUUCUUGAAUCCGCUCCUUCACCCGAUACGUUAUUGCCUUGGUUUGAUAUUAUUUCAAUUUUCAAGUUUUAUUGGCUUAUCCGGUUUCUGGAUUUUUAUAAAGUUUUGUCCUUUGAUUCUUAUUUGAUUGUUUGGAGGGCCGUAACGAUGGCUAUUCCUUGCCCCCAUUUCAUCGCGUCUGAGAAAGCGGCCGUGGAGGCGGGUCUUUUGGUGCCUUCGUCACCGUCAUCGUCCUUAUCUCCUCCUCCCGUGAUUCUAACGCAGGACGAUUUGAAGAAAAUCGCCGCUUACAAAGCCGUGGAGUACGUUGAAUCUGGAAUGGUUCUGGGUUUGGGAACCGGGUCCACGGCGAAGCACGCAGUGGACCGAAUCGGCGAGCUUUUGCGUCAAGGCAAGCUUAAGAAUAUUAUAGGAAUACCCACCUCGAAGAAGACACAUGAGCAGGCAGUUUCAUUGGGGAUUCCGUUGUCAGAUCUUGAUUCGCACCCAACCUUGGAUCUAGCGAUUGACGGAGCAGAUGAAGUCGAUCCGUUUUUGAACUUAGUGAAAGGGCGAGGGGGGUCGCUUCUGAGAGAGAAAAUGGUAGAGGGUGCUUGCAAGAAGUUCAUUGUGAUUGUGGAUGAGUCCAAGUUGGUGAAGUAUUUGGGAGGUAGUGGACUGGCUAUGCCCGUUGAGAUUAUACCCUUUUGCUGGAAAUUCACUGCUGCUAGGCUUCAAAAAUUGUUUGAGGAUUCAGGCUGUGUUGCUAAGUUGAGGACUUUUGGCGAGAAAGAUGAACCAUUUGUAACUGACAACGGAAAUUACAUUGUAGACUUGUACUUUAACAAGAGUAUUGGGGAUCUGAAGGUUGCCAGUGAUGCGAUUCUUCAGCUUGCUGGCGUUGUGGAGCACGGAAUGUUUCUGGACAUGGCUACUACAGUCAUCAUUGCAGGUGAACUUGGGAUAACGAUUAAAAAUAAGUAGUCAAGUUCAGAACCUGAGAAACUGGAGGUAGUUUGAUUGAUUGAAGUUGACAUGGUCAUCUAACAUUAAUAGCUAUCCUAGUACUAGAGAUUGUCGUUGUUCAGUGGGAGGAGGUGGUCUUCGUUGUAAAAGGCGAUCAAGUUUCCUAGAUCCUAGUAUUAGUGGAUACAGCGGAUGAAGAGAGUGCCUUCUUCAAAAUUAUUAUUCUUUUGAUAGAAUGUAAGCAAGCAGAGAAAAAGUCGAGACUUGCUAUGCCGGAUUAUUAGUCUCCUGUAACAGCUUUGAUGUGGCUAUUAAUAUAAAGUGGCCUCACUAUUUUAUUCAAGAAUUGAUAGUGGUUUAGAUUUUGCUUCUCUUUCUGCCUAGUGGUUGUUAUUGAAAUCUGCAGUUGCUGCCUACUUCUGUGCUUAGUCAGAAAAGCCUAGCCCAGUGACUUUUUUCUACGUGGCCUUGACAAACUGAAACUAUUAUUAUGAAAUUCACUCUACUUUUUAAAACUGUUCAUUUCCCCCUAAUUAUACAGCUUGUGUGAUUCUAAUGUCUGUACUAACUUCAAAUGUAUUGUUAGACCAAUUGGUUUAAUUAGUUAUGAUGCAUGUAUUAAGGUGAAAUGCCUGAAGUUUUCCCCCUUUCUCCUAUACUUUUUUGAAACCAGUUGAAUAGAAUAUAUCCAACAAAGUCUUCCACUCGCCCUUCCUCAUAGAGUAGAGUUACAGAGUCAUUUUCUAUCACCGAAUUGCUGUUUUUCUUUUUGCAUUAUUUUCUUUUCCAUUAUAUGUAACCAGUGGGAUCUUUCCUGUUGUUGCCUGAGGGAACUACAGUAAGACAUUCCAUCUUGAAUAUGUGGAAACUGAAGUGCUUCCUUGUCUCUGAAAAGCAAUAGCAAUAUUUUAGGCGGUUAAUGGGACCUUUGUAGAAAUUUUGCAUCUGGUGCUGGAUUACUCCAAAUUAAUGUCUUGGAUGUAUGGCUGCAAUUGUUGCUUCAAAGGCAACAUGACUUGAAAAACUGCUUUCUCUUGUUCACACAGUUUAGCUGGCUAAUUCCUCAACCAUUCCUUGUCCUCUGACCUGGGUUUUCUAAUUUGCAAUACAUCCAUCUUUGAUGAGCAUUUUGCAGAUUCGGUCCUUCAUUCAGGUGAGUGUGUGAGUUCAUGCUCCGUGGUUGCAUUUUUACUGGAUAGGUGCAUUUCCUUGGCUUAGGUUCCAUUUUUAACUGGAUAGAUGCAUUUUCUUGUCUUGCUGUGCUAUUUUGUACUUUUGGAUAAAUUUCUCAUUCUAUUUUUGUAAAUAGUGCUAGGUUAUCCUACAAUUGUGAUUUUAAUUUAUGUCACUCCCAGUCAUAUUUCAAAUGGCCAUAGCUUUUUUCACUUCCAUAAAGUACAGCAGAGAGUUUCAUGUACAGUUCUGUUGUAGAAAUAUUGUGUCUCUUAUCUGGUUAGCGUGAACUGUAUUAGGAAAAUCAGAUGCAGAUUAGUCUUAAUUAUGGUGAAAAGGGCCAAAAUGACUAUUGUCAUCACCUGGGGCUUGAUGCUGUUCAUACUGUUCUUGACUUGAUUCUGUCUUGAUCCCUGCACGCCAUUGAUUUUGCAUCAGCAGGAGCGAGAAUUUUGAAAACCAAGACCUCUGAUCAUUUGAUUGCACGCAUCCAUGAUAAACAUUUGGUUAAAGAACCAGAGAGAGUUUCUUGACAAUUGUUUUUCAAAGGUUUUUUUUUUUUUUUGGCUUGUGUUUAUUUGUCCGAUAAUUGUAAGUAGAUAUGAGCUAAUAUUGACUUUAAUUGAGGGAAUAUUGUACUGAUAUGGUAGAGGGCAGGAAGUGAGGAUUAUGGGCGUAUGCCAUGGAAACGUCCUCUACCCAGCAGAGUUUGUGAAGCAUGCUGGUGGUGGUGAUGUUGCUCACCCACUUGGGCGCAUAGUUGUAAACCCUUCCUCUUUGUAAUAUAUGAUACAUUUGAUGAGUGAAGUAUUUCAAUUA